UGUGUGUGUGUGUGUGAGAGAGAGAGAGAGAGAGACAGAGACAGAGACAGAGACAGACAGAGAGUCAGAGACAGAGAGAUCCACAUCAGGUAAGGAAGGUCCUAAGGUUUAGGCUCUUGGGUCUGUUUCCCCUGGGAUGAAGGGGGAAAAUGAGUUUGGGUUCCGUUAAGAUGCUUUGUGGCAGUUUUCAAAGCCCAAGGCUUUGCUGAUGCUCAGCGGUGGCGAGGAAGGGGGAUGCUAAGUGCCCCAGGAGUGGGGAAGGAGCACUCUCUAACCACUUGGUUUUUUUCCUCCUGUCCCUGUUUAGUGGUAGAAGGGAGCUUAGCGAGAAACAGGGUAGGGGGAAAGCGCUAUUUUUGUGGGAGGUUUCCCCGGGCCAGGCUGGAUGGCUUUGGAGCUAUCUGCUGCAAGGAUGCAGAUCUUGGUGCACACUCUGUGCCUGUGAGCGAGCCGCGCACUCUGUGUGGAGGUGCGGGUCCCAGCCUGUCUCUGGGAACACGUUCUUGGGUCCUGCUCCUAAGGAAUGGGCUACUGAUCCCGGACAUCCCCUACCAGACUCUUGAGUUCUUCUUGAAUUGCCAGUUUUCAGCCUCCUCAUGCCUCCAUCUCCUUUAGACGACAGGGUAGUAGUGACACUGUCUAGGCCUGUCCGACCUCAGGAUCUCAACCUUUGUUUAGACUCUAGCUACCUUGGCUCUGCCACCCCAGGCAGUAGUAGCCACCCUCCUGCCAUUGCCACCGCCGUUGUGACCCUCAAGGCUGCGAAUCUGACGUAUAUGCCCUCAUCCAGCGGCUCUGCCCGCUCCCUGAAUUGUGGAUGCAGCAGUACUAGCUGCUGCACUGUGGCAACCUACGACAAGGAUCACCAGACCCAGACUCAAGCCAUUGCAGCCGGCACAGCCACCAGCGCCAUAGGAACCUCGACCACCUGCCCUGCUAACCAGAUGGUCAACAAUAGUGAGAACACAGGCUCUCUAAGUCCAGCGGGUGGGGUGGGCAGCCCUGUGUCAGGGACUCCCAAGCAGCUAGCCAGCAUCAAAAUCAUCUACCCCAAUGACCUGGCGAAGAAGAUGACCAAAUGCAGCAAGAGUCACCUGUCCAGCCAGGGUCCUGUCAUCAUUGACUGCAGGCCUUUCAUGGAGUACAACAAGAGUCAUAUCCAAGGAGCUGUCCACAUUAACUGUGCCGAUAAGAUCAGCCGGCGGAGGCUGCAGCAGGGCAAGAUCACUGUCUUAGACUUGAUUUCCUGUAGGGAAGGCAAAGACUCUUUCAAGAGGAUCUUUUCCAAAGAAAUUAUAGUUUAUGAUGAGAAUACGAAUGAGCCGAGCCGAGUGACGCCGUCCCAGCCACUUCACGUAGUCCUCGAGUCCCUGAAGAGAGAAGGCAAAGAGCCCGUGGUGUUGAAAGGGGGACUCAGUAGUUUUAAACAGAACCAUGAAAACCUCUGUGACAACUCCCUCCAGCUCCAAGAGUGCCGGGAGGUGGGGGGCGGCGCAUCUGCGGCCUCGAGCAUGCUACCUCAGUCUGUCCCCACCACCCCUGACAUCGAGAACGCGGAGCUGACGCCCAUCCUGCCCUUCCUGUUCCUCGGCAAUGAGCAAGAUGCUCAGGACCUGGACACCAUGCAGAGGCUCAACAUCGGCUACGUCAUCAACGUCACCACUCACCUUCCCCUGUACCACUAUGAGAAAGGCCUCUUCAACUACAAGAGGCUGCCAGCCACUGACAGCAACAAGCAGAAUUUGCGGCAGUACUUUGAAGAGGCGUUUGAAUUCAUUGAGGAAGCUCACCAGUGUGGAAAGGGCCUUCUCAUCCACUGCCAGGCUGGUGUCUCCCGUUCCGCCACCAUCGUCAUCGCCUACCUGAUGAAGCACACGCGGAUGACCAUGACUGACGCGUACAAAUUCGUCAAAGGCAAACGGCCAAUUAUCUCCCCGAACCUCAACUUCAUGGGGCAGUUGCUGGAAUUCGAGGAAGACCUGAACAAUGGUGUGACGCCACGGAUCCUUACACCAAAGCUGAUGGGCAUGGAGACGGUCGUGUGACGGCGGGCAGGAUGCAAGGGCCGUGGCUCUGUCGGGAGACGAACAGGCGUGAAGAGGGUUCUGGUUUUGGUUUUUUUUCUGUUUUUCUUUUUUUUUUUUUUUUUUUUUUUUUAAGUUGGGGAAAUGUUUGUGAAAGGAAACAAACCUGUCUAGAGACUCUAUUUUUAAUAAGUGUGAGGAGACUAUAACUUCUGAUGCCACUGAGAACCACUUCUCUUUAUCUGGUAUUGCAAGGAGGUUAAAGAGGUCAUUUUUUUUUUUUUUUAAGCCAACAAAUAAAAAGAUUAUGAAACUU
Peromyscus leucopus (white-footed mouse) is the source of this 2340-nucleotide messenger RNA. RefSeq names its product dual specificity phosphatase 10 (gene Dusp10). Gene Ontology annotation, cellular component: cytosol; cytoplasm. Bases 597 to 2045 code for a protein of 482 amino acids. Lineage: Eukaryota; Metazoa; Chordata; Mammalia; Rodentia; Cricetidae. Gene Ontology annotation, biological process: negative regulation of JUN kinase activity; protein dephosphorylation. The transcript has 4 exons. Gene Ontology annotation, molecular function: protein tyrosine/threonine phosphatase activity; MAP kinase tyrosine/serine/threonine phosphatase activity. The record is from RefSeq and is a predicted model, not a curated record.